GGAGGGGGAAAGAGAGAUUGUGGGAUUCUGGUGGUGAGUGAUGAUUGGAUGAGGAUUUGAAAGGGAGUUUGAAUGUGAGGCAGUUGAGAGUCAGUUGAGGGCAGUGGGUUCUGGAGGGGAUGGUUGGGCAACUAACUAUUCAGUUUAGGAUAAGUAGUCUAGUCAUCAUUUUUGUAAAAAAGCAGCAUGUACGAUAAAGAGAAUUUGAGGCCAUAAGCUCAGGUACACACGCCAUCCUACAAUCAUUUAGAGAAUCAUCCAUACAGCCUCCUUCAGUGAGGGUGCAAUACCUAGGAUCUGGACCAAACAUUGAUUUUUUUAUUUUGAUUUUUUUUUGCUCUUUUCUAGUUUCAUUGGUUUAUGUUCUGGUUCUAAUGAUGUAAUAGGGGAGGGGGCUCUUUAAAGACUGGGGGCUGCCACACACUCCUUUUCUUCUUAAAAAACAAUAAUUUCCCCUCGUUUUCAAAAGCACAUGCAUUGUCUCCUUCUUCAGGUUCUUCAGUUACAUUUGCUGUGAGACAUUGGUGUUAUAUGCAGUAUAGGGUUGGGAAGAAAGGGGGGCCUCAUCGUGCAGAUUAUCAUGAACGCAGAUUUCAGUUUGCAAGUGGAGUAUGAAAGCAAACACAGAUGGGAAAGAAGUCUGAUGCUGCCUCAAUAAACCUCAGUUAGCCAUAAAAAAGCUGAUGGGAAGCCAUCACAAUGCAGUGUAUGCAGCAAAACUUUAAAGGAAACUCAGUUUGCCACUGUGAGGCACUUCUUGGCUUAGUCUCAUCAAUAAUUCUCUGCAAAUACCAAAAAACAAUUGUCUAAAGAAAAUUGACCAAAUCAAACUCUUUUGUGGCCAAUGAAUCUACACCUUAAAAGAAAGAAAGAAAGAAAGAAAGAAAGAAAGAAAGAAAGAAAGAAAGAAAGAGCUAUCACAGGGAAGAGAGUUGGCUAUUUUUUUAUGGCUAGUUUAAAUAAGUUCUUUGGUACUGUUAUCACACAUUGCUUUUUUAAAUUUUUCAGAUGGAAUUGCAAUAAUCUCUAUCAUGUUUCCUCCUUGCAACAAACCUGCAAACCAUUUUUCAGAUGGGAAACUAAGGUCUAGAGAUAGCAACCGGUCCAAGACCUCACAAAGAGCAUAUGGAAGAGGGAAGACUUGAAAACACCUCUCCCAAAGGGACAGUUUUCUGACUCUUGGCUCUUGAGGUGCAGCAGAGCCUCAAGCCAAAAUCUGCUCAUUUCUUUGUGCAAUCAUAUUUCUGGAGUGUCCAUUUUUGUGUGUGCUGUGGACAAGAGCCAGAAUAGCGGUUAUUCAGUCUUAGCUCCGCCAUUAGAUCUUGUAAACAUUGAGAUCAGAUGUGUUUACACUGUCUGUACUCCAAAAAGUGGGUCUUUGGGAUGCAAAUGACUAUUGCUGCCUGUAAUUGUAUACCUACCCCUGUAAGGAACUGCAUGUUAGACGCUACUAAAAUAGAUCAGUUUUGUUAAUCUUUCUCUACAGUUCCUAACUUUUUAAUAUUUGAUGAGAUUUCAAGGGCCAGCAGCCUUACACUUAUUUAAUUUUGUUUAUUUGAAAGUUUUAUAUCCAUGAUGGGAGAAGUGGAAAUCUGCAUGUAAGACUUAGCUAAUAAUAUUUCCUCCCUAGCUCUCAUUUCUUCAUAUUUUUUCCUUACCCAUUGACAUUGUUAUCAUACACCCCAUUGAACAGGCAAAUGACCCUGGCUUUAUCUUCAACUGUCUCUGGGCUGAAUCUCUCUCUCUCUCUCUCUCUCUCUCUCCUUUGUUCUCCAUAGUCAGUCCCUUGCCAAGAGAUGUUGCUUCUCCCAUUACAACUUGUACAAAAUGGCUGAAUAGUUUCAUUUCAUCAUAAGAGGUAUAAAAACAUCCUUAUGAUCAGGUCUGUUUUCCCUGGACUAUAAUUGUCAAUUGACAUCCAUUCAUAUUUGGAUCCUCUUUAUCAGAUAGGUACAUAAAAUCCUAUUUUAUUCUUAGUAAGCAAUGCUUAAUUUCUAAAAUAAGAUAUGCUGGACCUCAAGACUUUCAAGAAAUAAUGUCUUUUGAUUUAGAGUCAUUUCUCCAUAAACUGAGAUGUGUGAUGAUUAGUUCUAUUUUUAAUCAAGGAUAAGCUAAAAGAAUGGCACACUGCACAUGCUCAAAGUCACUCUUUAGAAUUGUUUCUCACAUUGCAGGGUUGAAGUGCUACACAGAAAAAAAAUCAGGUUCUAUAGGAUCCCUGUACCAAAUGGCCAUUUGACGCAUUAUGUUGUCUUUGAUGAGUAUCUAUUAUGAAAUGAAACAUGAGGAACACAUGAAAUGGGACUAACCCAUAAUUUGUAAAAAAUAUGUGCUUCUUACAGAAAGCCAGGUUUAGAUGCAACUCUCCUUCAUGCCUAUUGCUGAAUAGAAGCCUGUUACUUAUUCUGAGAUUGUAUAGGUGUUUAAUUUAACAUUUUACCAGCUGCAAUACUGGGUCUGUAUUUUGGAUUACUUAUUGGUAUUUAUUGAUUUGUUCUGAUUUGUUGCUCUUUUAUGGUAUGUAUUUCAGGUUCUAUUUUAUAAGCUACUCUCGAAUAAUUUGGGUGCUUCUAGAUAGGUGUUUACUGUGAGCUCAGUGCUUAUCAAGGAUGCAAUUUUUUUUUUGCAGCACCAUUUUGAUGGUAUCAUUGCCAUCAAAAUGUCAGCCUGUAAUUUCCCACUCCCUCAUUUAAUCCAGAUUUAUUCUUUCCAGGGAAAUCAGGGUGGGUGGGAUGAUUAGUUAACACCUGUUGACAGCAACCUGUUUGCAACAUCUGAAUGGCCUGUUUGCAGUAUUAAGCUCCUCAUUGGAAACACCCUUUGUGUAGAGAAGUGAGAUAAAAGUAAUUAACUAAACCACAUUAAACAUCUCAUUUCUUCUGAAAAGGGUCCUGUGAUGCUCUGGAAUAAGUUUUAGAAUGAUAUUCAAACUAAUUUAUUACAAUUAUAAGUUGCUUCCUAUGAAGCAUCUCAAAGCAAUGCCACAAUAAAGGACAAUGAAACAGAGGGGGCAACAACCAUUUUACAUAUAAAAACAAUUUAAACAAUUUCAAGUACACAAGCUUGUUUGUGUUAUUCUAAAUAUGCAUGUGUGUGAUGUAUUUUUUAACUCUACACAUGCACGAUUAAUAUUAAUACCUGUAAUAACAAAUAGGAAAAGCGCCCUAACCAGUUCUCACAGUCUACUUUCCCUAAGUUCCUGGUCACUUUCUGGGACGGACCUAGCAUUUCUUGUCACCUGGAUACUGUUUCGAUGGUACCUUCAACAACUCGCUUCGACUCCGUUACUCCCCGCGACCCCGGGGCCCAGGUUCCCAAACUGUUUCCUUGUGGGAGGUGGGGGGCUUUGGAAGAAACAAACAAACCCAUGGAGCUAACCGCCGCAUCCAUCCUUUCCAGGCUUCUCCUGCCCCUCCGCACGACUGUGGAUGCGGUUGCCGAGGCAACGGAGCCCCAGCAUCUCUCGUCUCCUAGCAACCGUUGCCCGAGCUGCCGAGCGCUGCUAAGGCGGGCAUCUCCCGCUCGCUCCCUCCUUCCCUCCUUCCCUUUCUCUCCUCCCACCCGGCGCUGGGACCUGGCCAGACGGGGAAUGCGCAAGCUCCGGCCCGGCCAGGCGGACGGCUUAGUUGCAUCCCCAUCAUGGCGCUCAGGCGGCGGGCGCUCCUUCUCCUGCUGUUGCUUCCCAUGUUCCGUGAGUCUCGCCCGGCUGGGGAGCGGGAGAGGUCCGGGGUUUGGGGUUUGGGGGAGGCGGGUCGCGCGGGCUUUGCCUAGAGGGACCCCGGUUUUUAUUUGCGGGGGGAUAACGAGGCUGAGCGGUUUGCAGCGGAGUGGGGCGAUUAUACUUCAGCCCCCUCCCCCGCCCAUCAUUGUUUUCAGCAGCCACGAGUUGGAAAUUUGAAGGGGCGGGGGUGCCUGGCUGCUGUGCAAGCAGGGCGGGGGUCAUGCGUGAGCUUUGCACCCUUCCCAUCAUCCAGGAGCGAAGGCUGCCUGGGACAAUAGAGGCUAUUGAGGGUGGCUUUUGCAUUCACAAAUGUGUGGCUUGGGGAGGGUUUUUUUUUUAGGUGGGGGGGAUGUUGAGUUUUGCAACGGAGAGGGCAGCAACAUUUAUUCAAACUAGAAGGGAGGGAUGAAAGGGAAAGUUUUAACCCACUUUUUUAAAGUGGUGAGAGAAAGUCUUUCCCCUUUUUUUUGGUGGUGCUCUGUGCUGAUAAGACCGUACUUAAAAAUAAGAUGUUGAUGUCUGUGUGGUAUGGAACCUCACAGUAGUCUUGGAGUAAAAGACAUUGUACUAACAAAGUAUUUAAAAGUGAACGGGGUGUAAGGUUUGGAAACAUUUCCGCAGCUGAGAGUCCCCUGUCCCUCCGCAUAUUUAUUACACUUAAAAAUGUGUUUAUCUAUUUAAAGUGUUUUGAUCCUGCUUUUCAGCCCCCAAAAGGCUCCCAGAGCUGCUUACAAAUGUCAAGGAUGAGAUAGUCCCUGCCCUUGGGUUUAUAAUCUGAAAAACACUGAGACAAAAGGGAAAGGGUUUUUUUUUGGGGGGGGAGGGGGGUUCCCUGCACUUACAAUAAAGUACUAAUGAAGAUUCUCCCUAGCUCAAUCCAUCCCAUCCAAGUAAACAGAUAUCUGAAGAAGUGUGCAUGCACACGGAAGCUCAUACCAAUAACUAACUUAGUUGGUCUCUAAGGUGCUACUGGAAGGAAUUUUUUUAUUUUGUUUCGCCUACAGCAGAACAACACAGCUACUUACCUGUAGUUAUUUUAGGGUUGGGGUAGGAGUUUUGAUGGAAGUGAGUAGACUUUGUUUUAGUACAAUACAGGUAGAAAAAUGGAAAUUGUGGGUCACAAUUUUUAUAAAAGUUUCGUGUCCCUUUUAAAAAUUGGCAUUAGCACUCAUUACUCCCAUCUGCAUGUAAUUUGUAUGUGUAUUCAGAAUAUAUGCACACACACAAAUACCCCAACCCCAAGAUUUAAUUAUAAAACAAGAGGGAAAGGCGUGUCCCCCCCCCCCAAUCCAAUGACUUGUUUUUUGUCUUGGUACCCUUGAAGAAUAUGACAGUGAACCCCACCCCAAUAAGAAAUAAGGGACCUUGCUUCCCUAAAACUCUUUCCAUAACUCAAGCACCACCCCCACCUUUCCAGAGGAUGAGGGAAUCAGGAAUGUGAUGGUUGGCCAGGCAGGAAGAGUUGAUACUGGAUCCUAUUCACUUGGCAACAGAGACACCCAUUGUUCCUGGAGCCCCACGCAAAUGUUUGCAGCUUUAAUUGCAAAAACAUUUGUUAAUUCCAUUCACGAAUGAGUUGGGACUUGCUUGUCGUCUGGCUAUUAAUAAAGGCCCCAGGGAGGGAGUUGGAGAGUGGCAGUCACAGUUUGGGGGAGGGGGGUUCUCUCUCAACCAUUUGUGUCCUCACCCCCAGACAGACAGGCAAAAUCGAGAUAAAUGUGGUGUUUUUAAUCCUGCUUCUUACAUCGAAAUCAUUCAGUGUAGGAAGUAAUACUUACCUCCUGUGUAAAUUAUUGCUUGCGAUAACCACACACAAAUGUGCGUCUUCUCUUGCAACUGCCAGAAAAAUACACAAUCUCACAUAGGUUUCUUUCUACAAAGAAAUUUCCCUCUGGAGUGGGCAUUUUGAAGGGUAGCUCUCCAAGAUCUUCUGAUACUACUUUUCCAAACUUUAUUUCAGUUUCUACAGUCUAUUAUGCCUUUGGUCUGGGACAGUAACAACAGUUUAAAUAACACAUCUGAGCUUAUUUGCAAAACAGCUGUGAAAUACCAAAAUGUGUCUGUUACAGAUUGUGGAACAAGUUAUAAAAAUUCUGACUGAUACCAGAUUGGCGCAUAUAGCAUUCAGCACUCAUAGUUUUUUACAGAGAGGCAUUAAAAGGUUCCUGCCCUAAGCUCUUCACAGUGUGAAUUGCAAACAUCAGUAAAUGUCAGGCAGGUUACUGAACAUGGGACCCACAUUUGCCAUUAUUUGAAGAUCUUCACUAACUUUUUUUUCUGGACAGAAUUAAAGGUGCUAGUUUUAACUGCCCCCAUGAUCUUCAGAUGAAGGGCAGUAUACAAAUUUAAUAAAUAAAAUAAAUAAAAAUAAAACCAAUACAGCUCUAAAUAAAUCUAAAACCAGUUUUUCUAAACAACUACCUUCUCCCAUAAAACUUGCAUUUUGCUAGAAUCAUCGCUCCUGCCCUGGAGGAUAUUGGAGACAGAGCAUUCCCUGAAUCUUCCAAUUUUAAUUGGAAAAAAGUCUGUGGGGGGGUUAUCUCUGUGUACAUAAAUUAGAAUGAUUUGCCUAGGGUAAUUUGCAGCAAAAUAUUUUCAGUUUGCAUCAAAACAGUUUCUGAUACCACGGUUCUCUAAUACUGUAUUUGAAGCCCUUCCUUGUCACUACUGACCUUAUGAAAUGGGGGGGGGGGGGGGGGGAAAACCAUGGAAAAAGAAAGGACUGGAGGGAUACCCCCCCCCUCAAUAAUUCUAUGCCACAUUACUGAAUGGUUUUUAGUUUGUUAAUUCUGGAAUUUAGGAUUCUUUUUUGUUAGCUGCCUUGAAGACUGAAUCUGACAAAAAGACAAGAAAUGCUGGUCUGUGUGCAUUAUCUAUAUGUAUACUAUACAUGUAUGUAUUUUAAAUAAAACAUCUACAUUCCCAACAAAGGACAGUGAUAGAGAGGAAAGAGAAGAUAAGGGAUGAACCCAAGAAAAUUAAUAAAUUGAAAUAGAUAUAUACUAAUUUUCUGCUUACCAGUCUAAAAACCAGUUCACAACAAUAAAACAAAUAGUACUCUAAUAGUGGAAUCUUAUACAUGUCUAGGCAGAAGCAAGACCCACUGAGUUCAGUGAGUUUUACUUCCAAGUAAAUAUGCAUAAGAUUGCAGCCUAAAUCAGAGUGUGCUAUAAUAAUCAAAACAGCAAAAUACAGACCGCAGCAAUAAAACAAUAAGGGAACCAACAUCAUCUAAAAAUCUAUAGCUGCAGCAGGCCUUUACAUAGAAGCUUGAUAAAAACAAUUGAAAUAAAUUUAAAUACGGACAGCCAGCAAAACCAUUAAAAAUAAUAGGUGAAAUAAUUAUUUUUUAAUUAGGAUACUAGUGUAGUCACUUACUUUAAUGCUUGAUUUUUUUUGUUUUUAGAUAUGCUGUAAGCCACCCACAGUGGCUGGGGAAACCCAGCCCAGAUGGACAGGGUAUAAAUAAAUUAUUAUUAUUAUUAUUAUUAUUAUUAUUGAGGUGGGGGCUCCUGAAGAAGGCACUUUGUUUCAGAUCUCAGUGGAUCAGAUGAGUUCACAUAGAAGAAGGUCCAUGCAUAUGUCAGGCUUUUGGGUUCAGUUUGGGAUAGAGAUUAUGGAUUCACAGAAAAAACAGAUUUUGAGGAGGGAUUUGAGGGAACAGAGAGACAUAACCAUAUACAUAACCAUCACAACCACAUUAAACCAUAAAAACAAUCAAGUGGAGGAGGGGUUUGUGUCCCCGUGUCCAAGAGGAGUUCUGGGUUAUCAGGCUAGAUCUGAUGAAGCUGGUUUAUAUAUUUCCUCCCAUAUGGGGGAUCAGCCAGUGUAUGCUCCUCAUUUCCAGCAGGUUCUGCAAAGCGAUGAACAGAGCCUCAGUUGAAAGUCUGCUACCUCUCCCACAUUCCAUCUUGUGACUAAAUGCAGACGCCAUCCAUGGCUCCAAUUGUCACAUUCUUUUCCAGCAUCUCACCCUUGUUUUAUAUAGCACCUAGCCAAAUUAAGAGUUCUGGAGAACUUGAAAGCUUGCAUAUAUUAUUCUGUCACAAUUUGGUCAGCCAGACAAAAAAGUACAGCCCUAAUGUGGGUUUUGGAAUUUUACCUAAAUUCUGUCUCUCCUCUGUCCUCUUUAAAAAUGUUGAGUACUACUAGAAAUACUACAUCCUCUUCUCCAUGGGAGUAAAUUUUACUGAAUCCGUGAGACUGAUCUCCAAGUCAACAUGCGCAAUGUUCAAAGUGCUUUACUGUUCUUUGCUUCUUUAUAACCGCAAGACAGAUAAUUCAAGCCAAAAAGUGUGUGACUUGCUAUAGCCCAUUCCAUACAACUUCUAAAUGAAGUAGUGAUUUUUAUGGGGUGUCCUAUACUUAAAACCAGCUGUUUGGCCACUGCCCUGCACUCCUAAUUUCUUAUAACGCCACCAACUCCUCAACCUUGGGACAGAAUCGUCAAUGAGGAUUUGCAUCCUAUGGUGUGCUAAGAUAGUUGAGAGUCAUGAAAUUCUCCAGAGUCACAAGUGGGUUUUGUGCCCACAAAGAUCUUUUUGUAGUAAGAAUAUCUUGAGAGUCCCUGCAACCACCCCCUUUUAAAAAAAAGUAACAUCCAGCUGUCGUUCAAGCAAGCAAAUGCUCCAAGCCAGCUGUCUAGGCCCGUGGAAGCUUUUGUGGGGUUGUAGAUUUAGACUUUCAGACUUCUCAAUUGGGAAGGGGGACUUGAAUGCCAAGAAUGUCAUUAGGGCAAGGAGCUGCAUGCAUCAUUAAUGUGCAGUAACCAGGGCAUGCAAAUACAAACUCAUCAAGCUGAGCCAAAAUUGGGCGUUUCAAAUGGCAAGUUCAGUAACAUCCUUUAGGCAGGAUUUGGUGUUUUUCAUCCAGCAGUAAAUAACCAGCAAUUUCGUCAAACCGUAAGAGAAGCAUCUGUGCGUUCCUCUUGCCUGGGUCCACUCUACAGCUGUUGGCAAAGAAUGUGUGAUACUAGCAAGCUGCCUCUCCCUCUUGACAUUUAUCGCAACUGUUUUUUGUUGCUCAAAUACGCCUCAAUUCGUGGAGAGGUGUGUGUAAGUGUGUGCAAACACCGCCCAUGUCUCUUUCCUUCUCUGUGCUGAAAGUCAAGUGACCCAGCUAUGAACUUUGAUUCCUUUCUCUUUUUUUGACCCGUCUUUAUUAAUAUUGCCCAGGAUUAAUGUUGCAUUGUCGGGAUGGAUACCAGUGGUGCUGGGUUUACCUCGUUGACAAUUCCAUUGGCGUGCUUAUAAUUUGAGCUAUAAAUAACCUCUGCUUUGCUUACAAAACAAAACAAAGUCUGUGAGGUUUUGAAGUAUAAAUAUACUUCUUUCCAAUUUCCAAGUUCAUUCGGGUCACUUGUGGUUCACUUAAGGCUCAUCUGCUGUCCAUUUAGCCGUCCCAUUUUCAAGUUUUAAAAGUGGUUUUCAGAUUUUCUCUUUUCAAGGCAACUUUCCCCACAUCACGUCCCAGUCAAGAGUUUCUCUGGAUAGUACUAGAAAUCCCCAGUUCUGUUCACAGCUGUCGUUUGUGAUGAUCCAUCAAGGCUAUAGGCUGCAGUGUCCUCCUGAGCAGCAAAGGGUUGCCAUGAGGGAUGUAAGAAGGCAGCAGUUUCCAUUCUGAUCUGUAUUUGUCACAACCGGCGCUGUUUCCCUUCAGGCCUCAUUGAUCUCAUCAAACUAAUAGUGCACCUAGAAGGCACCCAACACUGCCAAACCACUGUGUACAGUGGAACCUCGGUUGUCGAACGUAAUCUGUUCCAGAAGACCGUUCGACUUCUGAAACGUUCGACAACCAAGGUGCAAAGGGCUGUCUGCAAUGUCCAUUGAGAAAAUUGAAAAACAUGCAGCGGAAGCCAUUUGACUUCCGAGGCGUGUUCAAAAACGGAAAUGUUUGGCUUCCAAGACGCUCGAAAACCAAGGUACCACUGUAUUGGGACAGGUUGGUAACAAUGAGCAUGAGUCGUUGUAGUCAGUGGUGGGAGAGUGUCUACCAUCACUAAUCUUCUUGUUGAGUAACCCUUGAUACACUGCCAAGCAACACCAACAUUCUCUGGAACACGGUUUGAAAAACCACUGGGGUAGAACAAUGGUGAGUUGUUUGUACUAACUUUUGCUCUUUAGCAAACCACAUCUUUUCUUUGGCAUUCUUUGCAAACCCCCUUUAUUUUUGUGCAUGUGUGUUGAGGCAGAACUGGAUGCUGCUGUAAAUUUAGAAGUAAUGUUUCACAGCUGAUUGCACCCAUCCCCACUAAUCCAAGGAAUGUCAGUGAAUCAUUCCCACCCCCACCCCGCAAAGCAGGGGUGAGCUGUAGUGUGGGGUUGGGGUGGGGGGGAAGAGAUAGGACACUCGAUUCCCAUAGGCCAGUAAGUGCUGAUUCAGAAUCCCCCACAUCUCCCGUCUUCCCAUUAUGCGAAACCAUUUGUUGCAAAAUGGUUUGGGGUAAACUAAAUCUCUCUCUGCCUGAGAUGCUGAACAUUUAAUGCUGUCUGGAGGCUUGUUUAGAAGUCGCAUCCCAUAAAAGCUGAUGAAGCAAAGACACAAAAUUAAUUAACGUGGUUCCAUUCUCAAUCUGUUUCCUCUUCCAGCAGGAAGAUUAAAAGCAUAAGGCAUAUUUCUGUUGGAGGGGAAAACAACAACUCCGUCAUAGGUUAUCCCCAACCCAAACAAUCUUCACAAGAGAUUGCCGCCACUUGUCUUCACAGAUUAUGGGUGCCACAGCCGUUUGACCUAUCAGACGAACAAAACAAGUAGAAUAGCAAGGGGCUUAUUGUAACUGUAAUUUAAUCAUAGGUACAUCAUUCCAUUGAAAUAAUUACACUAGGUAUCUUAUUUGUUUAAGCCAAAGCCAGCACAAGCACUUCUGGAAAAGACAAUGUCAACGCACUAUUGCCAAAGUACAACAUAGGCCGAUAGCGAAAUGCGUUGCAGAAUACUGAACGAGGAUGUACUGAUUAAUUCAGGCUACUAAGUGGCAAAAAUACAUCAUCUCAGAUUUGCCAUUCAUGUGAAGCUCCUUUUGUUCAUUGUGACGGACAAAACACUUCCCAUAAUGCUUUCUGAUUAUUAUGGUCAAAGCUUCUGAAAUAUGGGUGAUUGGUAGAAUGCAGAAGCAGGUGGCAGCUGAGCUUUCAGAGGCAUGGAGAGCGGCUUCGGCUGUUCCUUGCUGAUCAAGAGGACAAGAAAGCAUAAGUUGUCUGUACUUUGUUUCCCUGCCAUAACUGCAUCAGAAAUGUAUGCCCAAGCAUCACCGCUGCCCAGUUAGUGUUCAAAACUCCCAUUUUGCUAGGCGCACUUUGCGACAGGGAAUAUCAUUAGCUUGAGCCGUUUCUGAGCUCUGGGCGUGAUACUGCGCCUAAGAUUCCAUAUUAAAACUGCAGAGUGAAAGGAAAGGAGGACCUUCUCUGCCUCCCCACUUCCAAAAAAGAGAAGUUUUUAACCUAUUAUUUAGGAAAAUUCUUCAUGGCAUGGAGAAAACGGAUAGGGAAAAGUUUUUCUCCCUCUCCCAUAAUGCAGUGCUAGAACUUGGGGACAUCCGGCGAGGCCAAAUGUUGGAAGGUUCAGAACAGACAAAGGAAUGUACUUAUUAAUGCAGCUCAUAGUUAAACUAUGGAAGUUCCUCACGCAAGAGACAGUGAUGACCACCAACUUGGAUGGCUUUGAAAGGAGGUUAGACAAAUUGAUGAAGGAUAAAGGCUGUCCGUGCCUACUAGCCACAGUGGCAAUGCUCUACCUCCAAGUUGGAAGCAGGUAUGCUUCUGAAUACCAGUUGCUGGAAGCCACAGGAGCAGGGAGUGCCCUUGUGCUCAGAACCUGCUUGCAGGUUUCUCAGAAGCAUCAGGUUGGCCUCUCGGAGAACAGGAUGUUGGACUGCAUGGACCCCUGGCCUGAUCCAGCAGGCUCUUCUUGUGUUUUCAGGUCUUCUAUUGAAGGGAUCUCCAGUCAAAGUCUACUCAGACUUCCCAAGUAUUAUUUCCUGCACAGUGACUAAAGGUACUGCAAAACCAUCCCUACUGCGAAGUUUUUUGGGGAAAUGCUUUUCUUCUCCCACCUCUAAGGCUGUCGUGUUUCUACGCAUCUUCCCCUGCCGUUUUUGAGUCCCCAAAGUAUAAUCCUCCAGAGCUUGAAAAAAAAAAAAGACUGAUAGGCUCAGCUUGGGGACAUUUAAACAAUCAGACAUAUGGUUACAAGCAGAAUUUCUUAAGUCCUGCCAAUGGCAGAUGUAAGCGCAAAGCCCCCACUCCGUAGUUGGGAUUUCAAUGUCAGGAAAUGACAAUGCGUGCUGGACGUUCCUUGCUUCUCUUCUCCGGAGCAAAUUAUUAGUUUGCUUAACAAUGCACACAUGGGGGGGGGGGCUUACAAUGCAAUGUUGUAAGGGUCUGCUCGGAGGUGAGUUCCAUUUAAUUAAAUGCGACUUACUCCGCUGUCCGACUGCUGCUCUCCAGGUCUUCAAGCAGGAAUCGAUUCCAGUGGUUCCUGGAGAAGUUGGGGGCUGAACCUAGGACCAUCCCCAUCCAAAACAGAUGCUUUGCUACUGAGCUACACCCUGCCUCAUGCUGUGUGUGCAGUGUGCUGGCAACUCAUCCACAGCAGUGGUUAAAAUUAGCAUUUCAAAAUAAACACCCCUUUAACAUUUGCAAAUCAGUAGCGGCUGUUUUUAUCCUUCAUCUCGGAAAAAUGACAACCUUUUCAACAUGCAUAUAUAAUUGCCUCCCAGUCGUUUUCCUCUAAAAGAUCUACUGAGUAUUAUACUUAGAUGUUAGCUAUGGCCACAUCCCAUUAUACGUUCCUUUAUUGUGUUUUGCAGCCAAAAUCUAGCUAUAUGGAAUGUCCAGAUCUAGAGGCAGCAAAAACCUCUGAAUACUAGGUGCAGAGACAGCCAAUAGGAGAGGACUGUUGCCUUCCUGUCCUGGUUGUAGGUGUUCAGAUAUAUUUGGCAUCUACUGUUGAAUACAGAACUGCCGCAUUUGCACAUUACACUAAACCAGAAUUACUGGCUUACCCUGGUUUAUUGUGAACAUGAAACCCAAUGGGAGUUGGGUGUGCUUAGGCUGGUGAAGAGAAGACUGGAGCUGAUACGACAGCCAUUUUCAAAUAUCUGAAAGGCUGUCACAUAGAAGACAGAGCAUGCUUGUUUUCUGCUGCUCCAGAAAACAUCCAGAAAACAGAAAAUACUUACAUCCAUUGGGUGUAAACCAAUGGAUUCAAAUGACAAGAAAUGAGAUUUUGACUAAACAAUAGGAAGGACUUUCUGAUAUCAAGCACUGUUUGACAGUGGAACGUACUCCCUUGGAAGGUGGUAGUUUUUAAACAAGCAUUGGAUGACCAUCUGCCUGGGAUUCUUUAGCUGGGGGUUGGAUUAGAUGGCCUUUGGGGUGCCUUCCAGCCCUAUGAUUCCUUGAAAUCAUACCCACUUUGCUGCUUAGAAUGAGCAAGAGAAACAAAACCAGAAGUUGCAGUUAAGUUUGGCUUCCUGUCACAUCUGGACCUGAUGUCAUGAUUUGCUUCUCCCCAUCAAGCUAGGAUUUGUAAGCCAAUAACAAACCGUAGCUCAAGGCUGGCUGGAGAUCCUUCCUGACUUGUUAAAGGAAUAACAAAAUGUGAACAUCCUAGUGACUCUAUCUUAAAUGCAGUUUCCUGGUUUAUUUCUCCUGCUUGUGCUGUGGAGAAAAAAAGCAGGAACGAUUGGACUAUGUAUACAACCGUAGUGCUCAUUUACUAGUGAUGUGUGAGGGGAUUUUUGGAAAAUCUUCCAUUGUUCAUAUUUAAGAAAAUGCAAAUAAUUGAAAAUUGUUGGCACACCAAUAUGUUUUAGCAACCUGAAGAAUUGUGCAUAUACGCUGACUCACAUCCUUCUUGUGAUAAUCACCUGGGGAAAAAACAUUAAUUACAGCUUUGGAAAUGUUAAUCUUUCCUAAUAAUCGUAUUUGUAAUUGACAGCCAUUCAUUGUUAUGAAUGAACUUAAGACAUAGCAAAUCUUCUGUGUCAAAAUUCAAGCAAUGGAAAAUUUUCUUCCCCAAAUCACUGUCAUUCACAAGAAGCCAGCAACCCUGACUUAUCGCAUGAUGUGUGAACAUACCCAUUGAUGGACUUUGGUCUGAUUCAUCAAGGCAAUUCUUACAUUUGUGACCUCCUGCAAUGUGUGAACAAACAGUUUUUUUUAGUGUGAUAUUUCAUGUGGGUAGGUGUGGUUUUCUUUUAUUUGCCAUAAUAAUACCUUGGCCUCUCAUUAUCUCUUGCAAAAGAUCAGAUUUCUGGAAUAAUUUCCCAUCCUGGAACAGAGGAGUGGCGGCAUAAAACUAAUUAUAUUUUAUUUGCCUCUCUUAAAAUAAAAAGAGCACCAGAACUCUGUCCUAUAUAUAUAUCCUCUAGGCAGACAGGUAUUUUAAAAUUAACAAAGCUGUAUUUAUAUAUAACAGAGCAAGUUUAGCCUGGGGAAAGAUUUCAUAGCUGGGUUGUCAACUCUAGGAAACAAGGCCUUGAUCCUGCAGGUGCUUAAGAACAUAUGCCACAGUUAGUCAUACAAGUUAAUCUCAAAGGGAAACUAUUAACUUAAGACUCACAAAUUACCCCAAGACAUCAGGCAUGCAGAUGAAGGUGAGGAGCAUCUUGUGCUUAAUUUCUGCAUUCUGGGAUGCUGCUCUAGUAACAAAGAAAAUUUUAGUGACUGUGACAUUUAUUUGUUUUUAAAAACAACCUUAUACAGGCGUCCCCCCCCCCCACUUAUGCACAACCGACUCACGCGUGACCGCGUAUACGUGUGACGCCAGGAAGCAAACAAAUUGAUAGAUUCAAACCAGGAAAUGGCGGGAGACAGCUGGAGAGUCUUCAUGGAUCAUGAGGAGACCCUCCCUGUAGCCUUAGGAGGACUUCAGUGAGGGCAAAGGAAGCCCCAGAGAGACUGGAGGUACAGCAGGGCUUUGUUUAGGCUGCUCAGCCUCCCUGCCUAGCAGCUGGCUUGUGGGGUAGCGCAGCAGCAGCCUCUUUUCCAUAAGUCCUCCAGCCAGCCCCAGAACUUGAACUCUAGAGAGUUGUAUGGAGAGAAAGUCGGAGAGCAGGAGAAAAUUGGUGUUUUGGAUGCUUUUUAGAGGCUGUUCCCCACUUGCACGGUUUUUGCUUAUGCACGUGGGGCCCCAGACCGUAACCCUCACUAUUCUCAAGCAAACGGGACAGCAGAGGGAACUAGUGAAGACUGCAAAGGCUUGAUUCAGGUCAUGGUGACCCACAUAUAUUGCUCUUUUAAACUACAGGCCAACACCACUGAUAACCAUAAAGCCUAAUCACUAAUGAGAAAACAAAUUGGAAGAUCAAUUUCAACUCUGGAGUAAAUCCAGAGGUUUUUCCCCCAGCCAGAACUCACUGGAACUGAGUUCUAGCACCUCUCAGGUAGGUGCCAUUGCUAUUAUAAGAGGAAAAAAAGGAGAUGUUUAUGGUGAGUUUUGGCACCUCUUUUUUCUAGAAAAAUAGCACUGAAUUCCCAAGUGGCCUGACCUGGAAAAUGUUGCCUCUUCAGAUUUACCAAGCCAAAUCAAAAACCUCUACCUCUUAAACAGUUGGAAGAGUAACCCUAAGGGCUUUUAUACCCAUGGUGGUUGUGGCCUUCUGUUCUUUUGAAAAAAAUAGUUGGGCUUUAGGUGGUCUGAGAACAGAAAAUCCACAAUAGCAAUGACUGUAUGACGGUAUCUUGUCAGGGAUGAUGGACACCUUGUGAUCCUCCCAACUUCCAUCAGCAUCAGCCAGCCUGGCCAGCGGUCAGAACUGAUGGGAACUGAAGGACAAUAGCAGAUGGAGGGUCGCAGGUUCUGCAUCCUGGAGUCACCAAAAAAAGAAAGGAAGGUGAACGGCGGAUAGCAAUCCCACUAGAGUGGAAGCACCUUAGCUGCGGCUGGACUUAAUUUUAUUGAGGUGAAAUCAGGCGUUUUCCCUGCUCCUGUUCUGCUCUUGUUUUGAGGGAGGCAACGGAAGUUCUUCUCUAGCUUGCUGACUGGUAUGUCCUCUAAGCCUUCUGUGGCCCAGGCCCUUUGUAAUCCUUCCAGAUGGAGGCUGUUUAUCUUCGGAAAGCCUUGACUUUACAAUGUAAUGCUUUCGUUCUGCCAUCAAGGAGGUGUAGAGGAAUACCAGGCUAGAUUAUCUCACUUGGCUGCUGAGGUAGCCUGCCUGGGGCCAGAGCAUGCCUCCCUUCUGUGGGUGUGUUGUGCAUGACUCUCUGUGCGUGUUUGAUGCUGGUUGCUAACGUGUUCCUUUCCUCCUCUCUCUAUAAAGGCUCUUCUGAUAUGCCAGACUCAAGGCCAGCUGUCCUCACCCAAAGUCCCAGCAUGAUUUAAUAAGCUUCUCUCCCACUUGGGGUUGGGAGAAGGGGGGUGGAUAAGCCCUUUGAAGUUUUCUUAAAAGAAAGGGGGGAAAGCUGGAGAAUUUUUAAAAAAAAUAAAAUGCACACACUUCUGCUUUUCUGUGUCUGGUACAGAACACUUUGUACUGCAUUCCCUCAAGCUGCGAUUUGGUAUCUGUGGGCUACUUUUUCACCGUUCUUCCUACUCUAGACUUCCUUUGCUUGUGGUUUGGUUACUAGCCCUGAGAUAAGCAAGGGGUGGAUGCGAAGCAUUACAAAAACCCCUUACUUAUUCCUCUCUGCCAGAUGGCCUCUUAACCAAAGAGGCCAUUCUUACUUUAUUUAAAGUGUGUGUACACCGCAUUUCAGUCUAAAAACGGCCACACCACUAAGGUGGAGAUAGGAACAUAGAAAGCUGCCAGACCGUUGGUCCAUUUUGCCCAGUAUUGUGUGCACUGACUAGUAGCAGCUCCCCAGGGUUUCAGUGCUACCUGGAGAUGCUGCCAGGGCCCAAACCUGGGACCAUCAGCGUGCGCCACUGAGCUGCAGCCCUUGUCGCAAGCAAAAUAGGAAGUUGCCUUCAUACGGAGUCUGUUUGCUUAUCCAUCUAACUCAGAAUUAUGUAAAUUGGAAGGCAGGCAGGCUUUCUAGGGCUUCAUAGAUAAGCCUUUCCGAGCCCUACCUAGGGAAUAAUAAUAAUAAUAAUAAUAAUAAUAAUAAUAAUAAUAAUAAUUUUAUUAUUUGUACCCCACCCAUCUGACUGGGUUUCCCCAGCCAUUCUGGGCUGUUUCCAACAGAUAUAAGAGCACAAUGAAACAUCAAACAUUAAACACUUCCCUAUACAGGGCUGCCUCCAGAUGUCUUCUGAAAGUUGUGUAGUUACUUAUCUCAUUGACAUCUCCGAUGGGCAGCUGGUGGGUGGCUAAGAGAGGGACACCCGGUAUAGAGCAGUGAUUCCUUGAGUCAUUGCAUUGUUUCUGUAUAAUGGAGCCUCACAGCAUCCACUGCGAAAGGAAGAUGGUGGAAUGUUGCCACCUAACUGCGUCGCUUAAUUCUGCCACCACGAUCCCUUUGCCAUUUGACUGCAAUAUUCCCACCCCUUUCCUAACUGGGCUCCUGUACAUUUGAACAGCUGCCUGACUGGGAGAAAGGCAGCAGCUGAAACAUUCCCAUCGCACCAUCUGCAUUCUGGAGAUGGUUAUUUUUUCAAAAUAAAGACUUGCCCCAUCACCCACUUUCAUAUUUUCCCAUGAGCAAUGGAAUGUAGGAUCUGCUGCUAAAUCCUCUGUGGCAGCCCCUUGCUACUCCUUCAAUGCCCUGCCCUGCUUUGUGCCACCUAACCCCAAAUUUCCCUUUUAUUUCACCAGAUACGGCCAGUAGCUGCAUUGCACUGGCAUGCAGUUAUUUUAUGUAGUGAGAAUGCAGCUGUUUUGACAUAAUUUCUGUGUUAGUGCUAGGAGGAACUCCUGUUCCAGCAAAGGAAGGGUUGCCAACAUUUUCCUAGCUCUUCAACUCGGUUUUUAACAGCAACAUAGAAGUUUAUAGAACAAAGCUUUUCCUGGCAUGAGGAUAAAAUAAUAAGGAAAGCUUAAAGUUCCUUAAUUUUUGUGUGUUGAGCGAGUGUUGAAGGCCCUGGAACUGGAACAGUUAAAACCUGGCAGCCCUUCCUUACCCACAAACUCGCUAAAUGGCCUUGAGUAAGCCAUGAUCCUCCCUCUUGCAAUGUGGAGAUCAUAAUACUAGUUUGUACAUUACAGGGUUGUUGUGCAGAUCGCUUUAAAGUAUGUGAAGUGCUUUGGCACCUUGAAACAUAACUGCUAUUAUAAUUUUGGGGGGGAGAAAGAAGGGAGGGGAUGAGAACUACUACCUUGGUGGGCCUAAGAAAGGCACCCAGGCACAAUUGAAUUAGCGCUAAUCAAGUUGGGCUCCUUGGCCAUAUGACCUGCUGAGCUGUCCUGCUAUUCCAGGUCAGGUGCCCUGAUUGUACCGCGAGUGCCGUGGAGUCGGCCUUGGGUAUCUUAAGGGCAGGUCGGUUCUCAUUAGCUCCUCAUAAUUAGAUUGAGCUUCCCAGAUCUGCUCGCUUUCCUAGGAGGGCUCCAAGUAGAGGAGAGCUCUGACAUGUGACAGGCCAUCGGAAGGAGAGGACGUCCCUUACCAGAUGAGCUCAUACAUUAUUCACAUGGCCUGCUUCACCCAUUUCACUUUGGAGUGUAUCUUUGGUGAGGCCGACAGUGGAUUCUGUCCAGUAGCAUCUGAGCUCAGACUGUUUGGAAUGUCAUCUUCCAUAUGGGACAAAGAUCGCUCAGUGGAGCAGAAGUGAGAAUGUUGGCACGUGCCACUUCUCACCAUGGAGAGCUGCACUCAUGGGAAAAGCUGAGCCUGCCCAAACAAUGCCUUCUUGUUGAUCUUGUUGUCAGAGAACCCAUACAGACAAUUGAUCUGGUUACCUCCAGGGUUAACUUGGUUGUCUGAAUCACCACCCUGAAUGUUACCACACAGCAGGUGCAGCCAUGUGGCAGAACUUGUGGUGAAAUGUUCUUCUUCAUGAGGCCCAAGAGGACCGUGAUUCCCCACACAGUGCACGUUGCCAUCUCCGCAAAACCGCUAAACUCUCUCACACCACCCUGUGAGGCGGAAGUGACGUUAUGAUCCGACGCCAGAUAGAAGGACCCAUUGUUGUCCUUAGUUCCUUGGCCAAGGGAGAUGUGGCAUAAGGGCAUCCCUUUGUGUUAGAUUGCAGAAAACGCCACAGAGAAGAAGGACAUGCCAGUCCUUCAAGCCUCGCAGCUGCGGAGGCUGCAAAGGAAACCGAAAGGGAGAGGUGCCCACAUUCCCAGCUGCGUGCAUCUCUGCCGUCAAAGACAGAUGUCAAAUAUUGCAUGGUGAUUUCACACGGUCGAGACCUCUGCUGAACUUGAUGCUGUGAGAGAGAGCAAGGGCAGGCCCAGCCCUGUCAAAGCGAUCGCUCCCAGCGUGGACUGCAAACAAGGCUUCGACCGUGCUGCAUUGUCUUUUUAUUUUAUUUUAUUUUAUUUUAUUAAAACAGUCAUAUCCAACACGUUUUAUAGAACACAGUCCUAUAAAAUUAUGCAAGGAAUGGAGAAAGUGAAUUGAGAAUAGUUUUUCUCCCUUUCUCGUAGCACUGGAACUCAAUGGACAUCCAAUGAAGAUGAAAGUUGGAAGAUUCAGGACGGAUCAAAGAAAUAAUAAUAAUAAUAAUAAUAAUAAUAAUAAUAAUAAUAAUUUAUUAUUUAUACCCCGCCUAUCUGGCUGGGUUUCCCCAGACACUCUGGGCGGCUUCCAACAGAACACUAAAAUACAAUAACCUAUUAAACAUUAAAAGCUUCCCUAAACAGGGCUGCCUUCAGAUGUCUUCUCAAAGUUUGGUAGUUAUUUUUCUCUUUGACAUCUGGUGGGAGGGCAUUCCACAGGGCAGGUGCCUCUGCCUGGUUCCCUGUAACUUGGCUUCUCGUAGCGAGGGAACCGCCAGAAGGCCCUCGGCGCUGGACCUUAGUUUCCGGGCAGAACGAUGGAGGUGGAGACGCUUCAAGCUUCCUUCAAGCUCCCAUGGGAAGCAGUGAUGGCCACCAACUUGGAUGGCUUUAAAAGGAGAUGAGUCAAAUGUCACAAAGGAGAAGGAUAUCAAUGGCUACUAGCCACAGUAGCUAUACUCUGCCUCCUGCCUCCACAGUUGGGAGGCAGCAAUGCUUCUGAAGACCAGUUGCUGGAAAUGAUGGGAGAGGACUCUUGUGCUCUGGUCCUGCUUGCAGGUUUUGCCACAGGCAUCUGGUUGGCUGCUGUGAGAACAAGAUGCUGUUUACAAGCCUCCGUAGCUGUGAUGCACAAAGCAGGGAGGCAGGCCUCUGUGCCAAAACCACCGUUGCUGUUCGUGGUGGGAGUUGAAGAGUCCUUUGUGCCACUUCAGUUCGUGUGAGAAUGACUCAGUUGGCAGCUGUGUCUGCUCUUCAGCUGUCCUGAGGAAGGCUACCACUUAGUGCUUUGCAUGCAGGAAGUCCCAGGUUUGAUCUCUGGCGUCUCCAGAGAUCCGGUGUGAUGUAGUGGUUAAAGUCCUGGGAGACCAGAGCUCAGAUCUCCACACUGGCCACGAAGCUCAGCGGGUAACCUUGGGUCAGUCACUGUCUCUCAGCCUAACUUACGUCACAGGGUUGUUGUGGGGAUUAAAUGAGGAGGGAGGGACCACGUACAUCGCCUUGAGGUCUUUGGAGAAAAAGGUGCAAUGCAAUGCAAUAAAUUAAUAAGAUAGGAAUGGGAAGGUCCCUUGCCUGAAAUCCUGGAGGGCUGCUGCCAGUCAGUGUUGGUAGUACUGAUCUAGAUAGAUCAGUGGUCUUGCUCAGUAUAAUUCAGCUUCCUACGAUCCCUUUACAAUUCAAAAUGUGUCCAGGUUAAUAAUUAGUUGCUGACUGGGGUUAUGCAUGCAUUUAGAAUUAACUGUCAAAUAAAUGUGAUCAAAUUGCUGAUGUGGAUUUGCUGAAAUGCCCUUUGUUCACAAUGAAGGAAUGAUGGCACCUCAACAUUUGAGGCCGAACCAUGAAUGCAGGGGUAGUUUUGCUUCAUCCCAGGGCGCGAGCCGAGUGACUGUGGGAAAAGGGGGCCUCUGACAGUGAUAACAUAAGGAACACUUGGCACAUUUGGAAAACACUAGGCUAAAAAUAGCAGGAGAGAGCAAGGGGACAAGGAGCUUGAGGAUUUGGAAGAAUUUGUCUCUAUUGCUAAAUGCUCUGUUUUGACUUCGCUUUGGUGAGGCAGUUUUUAACUCCUUUCAUGCUAGACUAAUUAUGGGAUUUCUGGCAGGGAACACAGCCCUAAUAUAGGAGUGUCAGGCGGGGUGGGGUCCACAUCUGAGUAGGAAAUACUUUUCAUUUUCCCAAGUUCUUUCAGUUUGAAAGCUCUUUUUGUUUCCUAACAAUUUCUUUUCCUGCUGUUGAUGUUCCUAUCAUAGAUUAUUCUGAUGGAUUUCUGGUUCUUGGCAUGAAUAUCUGAUUUGUAAUAUUUUCCAGACAACAAAAGAGCCCAGAAAAGAUCUUUGCAUGCGUAUGUGUAUACACACACACACACACACACACACACACACACACACACUACAGCCCUUCCUCUUCCCUUCAAUAUCAUUUUGUACAGUGGUACCUCAGGUUACAUACGCUUCAGGUUACAUACACCUCAGGUUACAGACUCCGCUAACCCAGAAAUAGUACCUCGGGUUAAGAACUUUGCUUCAGGAUGAGAACAGAAAUUGUGCUCCGGCAGUGCAAUGGCAGCAGGAGGCCCCAUUAGCUAAAGUGGUGCUUCAGGUUAAGAACAGUUUCAAGUUAAGAAUGGACCUCCAGAACGAAUUAAGUUCUUAACCCGAGGUACCACUGUAUUUGCGGGAAGCUUGGGGGAGGGGCAUGUAAUUUUGCAGUGCAAACCCCAAGACCUGUGUUUUUUACCACCUCACGUGAGAAUGGGCCAGCUUUGAUUCCCACACUACAAAAUGUGUAUGUGCAUGUGUGCACAGUUAUUUGAACAUGAUUAAUGCCAGUGAGUAUUGCCACUCUUGAUUUAAAGUAAUAAUAAUGCUGCGGACUCUGGGUAAACUUAUCUUUCGUAGCCUUACCUGUAGGGGGUGGCAGCUUUACUAAUGCACCAGAGUGAUGCUAGGACAGGGACAUUGUGGGAAAUGGAAAGGUGGCUAGACCCAGCUGCCUCACGCUGAUUGGAUUUAAGGGUUAGAAAAAAGUAACGAGAGGGGGGUUCGGGGCAGGCAUUGGCAGAUGCCCAAGAAUGCUGACCCCUUUAAGCUUUGCAUCUUGUAUUUUACCCCAGAGAGGGAGAAGUUGCAGCCUUGCAGUCCGGCACUGACACUUUGCGAUUCCAUCAUUGUGAUGGGUAGAAAUAGGGAUGCAGGAGGUUAGUACGCAUAGGAAUUGGGGAUUAAACGUUGACAUUUUAGUCCUUCGUUAUUGCUUGGAACUCAGGCACACACUAACGAAUAUUGAAAAGCCAGAAGUGUACAGGAUCAUUGCCCUUGAACUGAAGACAUUCCGCUUUCGCAUUUUGCUGUGUGUGAGAGAGUUUAUCCUGGGAAAUGCUGGCACAGGCAGGAAUGCAUUUUGCCCAUCUGAGCUGAAGCAGACUAAUGACAUCUUUUGCAGUUUAUAAUGGAUAAAACUUCCAAAAUCCGCAAUUGGGCAAGAAAACAUUGCCCAACUGUUGAUUUUGGUCCCCCCCCUGCCCCUUAUGGGGCAACAUGGCUACCUUUGCUUUUUAUAGACUGAAAGUCAGUUCACACUUGAUUUCUCUGUCCUUCAUGAUGCAUUUGGUGAUUGGCAGAUGAAUGCAUAAGCUACCUUAAUCGAAAAGCCUUGCUUAGAAGGUAACAUGAAAGUUUCAUUUCGUUUAUGGUGUCUGAACUGUGAUAGCCAAUGGUAUAUUGGAUUGCAAUCGCAAGACUGGUGGGGGGGGGGCACUGAUUCCAGGAUGUGUUUUUUUCAGAGCAGGAGUGAUUAUAUGACCUUUCAGAGCAUCUUCUGGAAUAUCGGGAUGAUUUACAGACUUUCUGGGCCCUGGAAAAUGAGUGAGGUGAUAUUGAGGCUUUCAAGUUUUACUGUUGUUUGUGAGAUGAGCAUAGAAGACAUUGGGAGAAUGGAGAAAAUAGUAAUCGGAGGCUGUACAUUUAUUUCCUUUUGUGCUACCAACUUAAAUAGUAACAGUCUUUGCAAGAUGGUUUGCAUUUCCAAUUAAAAGCUAAAGGUUACAUUUGAAGCUCCAUGUGUUUUUUCAAGUUGAACCUAUGGCAGCCCAGAAGUAAGCACCGCUGUGUUUAAGAUUGCAGUCUACUGACCCUAAUAAAUUGGAUAUUGUGCUAUGUGCUGCUGUGCUUUAGGUGUGUAUCUUGUUUGUGUGCAUGCAUCAACAUAUCAGCACAUCUGCCUAAUUUUUUUUGGACUCUCUUUAGCGGCCUGGCUGUGGGGGCUGGCAUGAUGAGCAGUUGGAAAUUUACCACUACACCACAGGGAUGGCUUGUUUACAUAUACAAGGCACCACUGGAUGUUGUAAACCACAAGGAAUUGACAUGUAUGUGUGUGAACCAGCAAAAAGGGUGGAAGUGCCCCCAUUAUCUUUGUCCCCCCCCCCCAGGUUCUUCACUGGCUGGGCAUCUGAAGAGUGAAAUAAGCCCCUCCCCAAAUAUCCCCCCCACUGCAGAUUUCCACCAAGAGCUACUAGCCCCGUUUCAGAUCCUGUCAGGUGUGACCCAAAACUGACACUCACCUGGUCGAUUUCUCUUGCAUGUAAUUGGAAUUUUCCUUUCUCCUGAUCCUGGAUGUUCAGAUUUUUUUCACCCCAGAGUACAAAAAGAAACCAGUGAGCCUGGUUAGGGGGAUGCUGUGUUUGCGUGUGAGAAAACUAAACAAAACUGGGGGGAAAUCCAUUGUCUCCCUUGAUGUUUCCGGCCGCUGACCCUUAUUGUUGCCAUCUGCCCAAUCCCUCCUGCUUCCCAUCAGCAACCCUAGUGCGUGGGUGGGGGAGGAAAGGAGGCAGUAGCAUUAACAAAAUAAAAAAAAGCAAAAAAAGGAGGGUGGACAGUACAAGAUAUGCUGAUAGAGGAGUUUCUGCUUGCAAAAGGAGAGUCAGAUGAGGCUGGUGUAGCGCCUGUUGCCCACAUGCCUUACUAAUGAGCUUUCGGAGCAUCUGGCCAGCUGUAGUUGGAGAUCUAACCUGGUGGGUUCAGCAAGGCAGUUUGUUUUUUGUUUUGUUUUACAUAUGUAUGUGAAAAGGGAAGGAUGGGAGAUGGAGCAGAGGAGGAUGCCACAACAAACUUUUUGCUCAUUGCUUGGCAGGUUCUUGCCCUCUCUUGUUGCAUGUGUGUCUUGCCACCUGUUUACAGGUUUUUGUUUUUUUAAUUGUUUGGCAGGGCCCUGUGGGGUCCUUGCCUCCAUCACAAGCAAGCAGUGAGAAACGCGUGCCUCUGAUUGUGUCCUGCUGCUGCGUGUGGGUGGUAAAAAUAAAUAUCUUGCAAGUGUGGGUGUCCUGUAAUUGCAGCAAAGAUGGAUGGGGUGUUUUCUUGAAGCUGCUGGGCUGUAGUGGGAGGGUGGGCUUUUUAUAACUCCUUAUCAGUGUACAGGGUGACUUUCUGUUUCCUAUGUGGUUGUUCGUUUGUAAGCGGUAGUCCUUUGCUCUUGCUGAGCAAGGGGUGAUUCAGUCCAUAGUGAGAAUUUUUAAUUUAUGUAUUACAUUAAUUUAUGUAUUGCAUCUUAUAUUUCAAGGUGGGUCCCCCGACUUUUAUCCUUGCCAUGACCCUGAACAAGGGAUCCAUCCUGUAAUCUUUGCAGUGCACCCAAUACCUAGAUGGGAUCUGAUAGGAGGGGCUGCAACACACUUAUUAUUUGCUGGGUGCUGUCAGUACUAAGCUUAGAUAGUACCUCUGGGAGCAGGUAAGAGCUGGCCUGCUCAACAGUGUAGAGUAAUUUCAAAUGUAGCACCAUGCAAGAGCUGGUUCAAAAACUGUUCCGUUCUGGGCAUAGCUAUCAACUUUCAGAUUUGAAAAUAAGACAUCAGCAGCCUCGAAAAUAAGGGAUCAGCAGCCUCACCUGCCCCGGGGACAGUCUACGGGAUAUCUAACAAUCCGGGAUAGCAGCGGGAAACGGCGCUGGAAUAAGGGAAUUUCCCGCAAAAAAAGGGAAGGUUGACAGCUGUGGUUUUGGGGUGGAUCCAGGCAGAAAGGGACAAGUCUGUGUUCUCGUGCCAGUGCUUUCAAUGCCACAGGGCAGUUGCUGGAGCAAGCGGCCGCAAAAAACCUCGAUGUCCAUGUGUGUCCACUUUGACACGGCCUGGAUGCCUUGAUUUGUAUCACUCACUCUCUCUGAAAGGUGCUUGCGCUGCCCACAGAGCAGCAGCCAAAAGAGCAAUGAGCCGCACUAUGUCCAGUGAUCCUGUGACUCUGUCACACUUUGGGUGUGCUCUAAACUGAAGGAACCGGAGAUCGAGCAGCGCUAGACUCCCUUGCCUUAGAGGUUCUCAGGUUGCGCUAGGUAGGGCUUGGGGUGUUCUGCAGUAGUGGCUCUUCACUCCAUCCUCACAGCUAUUGGACAACACAUAUAUUAUUACCAGAGGAUAAGUCAUAUUGGACUGUUCGUGGCAAAAAUAAAGAAGAGACUUGUGACGUUUGAAAGGUGCAGGCAGGCAGACGGAGCCCGAGAAGGUGCUCACCCACAACCUUCUCAGGCUCUGUCUGUCUGUCUUUCUGCACCUUUGUCAUCUGCAGGCCAUUUGAGCUGGCGCAAUGCAUUGCCAGUUCAAAUUGUCUGACAACCAGUAUCGCGAUCUGAACGCCAUACCAGAUUCAGACAAUUAUCAAGACAUCGCCCCACCUAAUUUACCUCACAAGGGUAUUGUGCAAAUAAAUAGAGGGGAGGAGGGGAAAGAUACCCAACUAGGCUGCCUUGAGCUUCUUAGGAGGAAAUGCCGGACACAAAUAAGUCUCCUGCCCCCUUGCUGGGAUUUCACCACAGAUUCACCACCGGAGUUGGCAAGUUGAUCAAGCUCUCCAAAAAGCACUAUGCAACUCUUUAGGUCAGAAAAGCGAGUGUUUGCUUGGCAGCCUCCCUCCGGGAGGGGACAUAUGGAAUACAGUGAGCAAAACGCCCUCUCUCCUUGCCUGGUCUCUGUGGUGACAUCUUUGUAAAAAUGUCAGGAGGAGUUCAGAGGGAUUUUCCUCUGCUUACUCUGGGGCUUCUUUUCAGCGAGUUGCUUUAAUGCCUUGGAUUUUUGCUGGGAUUAGCGAGAUGUAUUUACCUCAGAAGGGGGAGGAAAGUGAGGGUAUAAAAAAAGACAGAUUCUCUUAAGUCGUAGAUUGGAAUCAAAGCUGGAGGAAUGAAAGGAGCUUCUGUGUGGCCUGGAGCCUGUUUUUGAAGUGCUGAGCCUACAAUAAUACACUGCUGGCUGCUUUCUUUGCUUCCAUCUUCUAAUUCAUUUUUUUCAUUUGUUACAUCCCACUUCUACCAUGAUGGAACAAAAGGGUGGUAUACUUGGGGUUCCUAGAUAAGCAGACUUAGACCUUCUUAGCUUCAGUGAGGUAUCUACAUCAGGUUCCUGUAACCAAGGGUUGAGGAGCCUUCUAGAUGUUGUUGGAUGCCAACAGCUAUCAGUCCCAACCACCUUUUUCCCGCCAAAAGCCGGGCUUGAAGGCUGUGAUCAAGCCUUGCUUGGAUCAGCUGGGAUCCUCCUUUGCAGCAUGGCUUAAACUUAAGCUGCACAGCAAAGGAAGCUAAGGACCUGGUCUGCCAGGCUAAACAACAUUUCACACCCAAUAUAAAUGCACAUGCAUGAAGACCUAAGGCAUCAUGCAGUGCACAGACUGCUAUUUCACACCCUGCAGGUGCUGAGGUCUAAUUUGAACUGUUGAUGACAUAUUGUAGAACAAUUAUUUUCCUGCUAGUAUAUCUUUAAGUGGAAGAGAAGUCAAUCACUUAUCUUCUAUUAAAUUAGUAUUGGGCCACCUGUUGCAGAGCAGAAACAUAUAAUUGUACAUAACUACCACCACCCUAACCCUGCUAAAUAUAAAUCUGAGUAGGUGGAUCAGCAAGGAUUACAUCAGAUUUUGCUAAACUCGCCCCUUUUUUUAUUUCCAGGGAUUUGAUGGGGUGGUGCAGAGCUUCAAGUGAAUGUUUCCAGGCCAGAAAUGUAUGAGGUGCCUUUCUUGUUUCUUAUGCUGCCGCUUGUUUGUUUUUCAUAGGCUACAGAAGCUUGGCCGUAGAGCUGUUUUCCACUGACUUGAACCCCGUGGUGCAGGAAUUUUACCGUAAGUGUGGCAAGGCAAAGAAACAUUGGAAGCUACUUUUUGUGGUCAAUACUUUUGUUCAUAUAGCUUAAUAUUGUCUACACUGGAUGGCAGAGGCUGUUCACAGUCUCUGAAAGAAAGUCGAAACACAGCUUAGCACGAACGUGGGGGCUCCUGGAGAGGAGAUAGUGGCCGCUUUGCUCCCCUUUUGGUCCUGCUGCUGCUGUGAGCCAAGCCAUGGCUUGGCUUAGCGUGUAGGCCGAAACCAGAUUCAUGGUUCGUCUUGUUCCCGAUAAACCACAAGCUGCAACCAAAGUUUGUUGUGGGUUGGGGACAAAUCACAAGCCUGGGUUCGGAUGGCAGCCUAGGCCAAAGCAAUGCUUAGCUCACAGCAGUGCAACAGAUGCAGUAUUGGAAGAAGGCUGAAGUUACUGUGAUCUACUCUCCAGGAGUCUAUGCUUCUGCACCAAGUCAUGCCUUGGCUUGUGUGUAAACUGAACCAGAGGUCUUCCUUGCCCCUGCCCGGAUAUGCCAGAGCUUGAACCUGGGACUUUUUGCAAGCAGAACAUGUGUUCUCUCACUGAGUUAUGACCCUUCCGAAGAACUGGAUGGUAAGGAAAGCCAGUAAUCACCCGGAUAUUAACCAGGCCUGAUCCUGCUUUGCUUCAGUGCCAAACGUUGUCAGGUGCCAUCAAGCUACUCACUGGGACAGGAGCAGCCAAUGUGGUGCCCUCCAGAUGGACUUCAACCUCCCAUCAGCCUCAUCCAGAAUUGCCCGUGGUCAGGAAUAAUUGGAGCUGUAGACCAGCACCAUCUAGAAGGCACCACGCUGGCCAACCCCACCAGUGCUUGCAGGAACCAAACAGUUCCAAAUUGCAACUUCAUCAGGGCUCCUAUGCAUUUAAUGGGCAAUACAUAAAUGUUAUAAUAAAAUGAGAGUUCCACCCCCCCCACACACUUUCUCCAAAACCCCAACCCUCUGAUCCUUUUACGAGACACCCCUCUCUGUCACCUCACACCCAGCAUGUCCAGCCAGUUGCAAGAAAUUGUUGGCAUGAACUAGAUUACUGUUUUUGUAUUUUCUCCCAGUAGUUGCUGUCUGUGUUGGCUGCUCACUUGCUGGCUCAGGUCCACAAUCUCCCGUCCAGCAGCUUCUGAGUUUCAGCAGAUUUUUCUCCACUUGGGAGGCAGAUGGAAGGCGAGGUUCUUGGCUUCACACGGCGAGGCUUUUCCCUGGAAAGGCUACGUAAAUGACAAGAUGUUCCUUCUUAAUCUGUGCUUGUGUGUGUUCCUUCUGCAGGUGCUGAGCUUUCCUGCAUCAUCACUUCCACCAAGACAGUCAAUCCUAGGAUUGAAUGGAAGAAAAUUGCGGGCAAGGACACAAGCUACGUGUAUUUUGACCACAAGAUGCAGGGUAGGAAAUGUUUGCAGUGAUUUUCUUCUGGAGGUUUCAUUUGGACCCCGAGCAACUUUCUGUUCAGAGUUUCAAAAAAGCAGAUGGGUGCCUAGAACUUUUUGCCAUUUCCACUUAAGGCUUUGUGAGCUAUGAGGGCUAACUAAGAUUUCCAGGGGGCCAGAUGUAUCAGGGGACACCUUCCACCCUUCUUCCUUGCUUUUCUGUAGGAGACUGGGUGGACCGUGCAGAGCUCCAUGGGAGGACAUCACUGAUCAUCCACAAUGUGACCCGUGCAGAUAAAGGCAUCUACCGGUGCGAGGUUGCGGCUCCUGAAGACACACAUAUUGGAGCUGAGAUCAACAUCAACCUGACAGUUCAUGGUAUAAGCCUAGAUAUCCUCACAUUGUGCACGUACACAGGGAUUGGAUGCCUUUUGUUCAAAUCACUUGGUGCUAGGAAUGGCUUUGUUCCAUCCUGUUUCAUUCCCGUUGGCGCUCAGUCAUAGACCUGCACAUCCCGUUAUGUGCAGAUUUUUCAAAAGGCACAAAAAGCCUGCAUUUAAUUGUACACAUUUUGUGAGCAAUUUCCCCAUAAACUGCAGCUUUUCCAGUGCUUUUCAAUGCAUUUCCCCUUAAGAUGUGCAGCUUUUUUAAAAAUGUAAAAUAUAUUAGCUAUAAAUUCUUUGGAGAAGGAGAAAUAUAUGAGUACAUUAAAGUACCUUUUACCAGUCUCUCUAACUCACUGCUGUCUACUUUACGCAGAAGAGUCUUCCCAGUCUCAAGGGGAGGUUUCUCCCAGCCCUGUCACCUGAGAAUCCUCUUAACCCGAAGUCCCAGGAGCUCAGCUGCAGAACUUCUGCUCUGUCGCUUUGUGAUAAGGGCUGAUUGAUGCCCAAUGGACAGUGAGACAGCAGUUGAUGCCUGGCAAGCUUGCUAUGUUGGUCCCCUAUUCAGCCUUGACGUCUGCCUAGCUUCUGAGACCAGGAGCAGGGAGCCAUUAUUGUUGUUAUUAUUUAAAGCAGCUUGAUCUUAUAAUGUGCUAAAAAUCAACCAAUCACCAAUUUCCCAAUCCUCUCAGAUCAUGCUUCUUGAGAGCCGGCUUGGUGUGAUCUGUGGGGCUAAUUACAGCGCAGAGUGAGGCCUGCAGCUGUGGCCUGUCUCUGCCUUGCUCUGUUGCUUCCCUGCUCUCUGGCUCACAAGACUGGGGGGCAAAACCACACCCAAGCAUUGUGCAUGUUUUUUGCAGUGUUCAUUGGAGUGGUGCUCUUUGUGUUUAUUUUGUAACCGACUUGGAGUGGUUUAGCUUCUACUCUAUUCAGCAUGAAGGGAUGAAUGAAACACAUGUUGGGUGGGAUGUGAAUAGUGGCAAAUGAUUAACCAGUCUGACUUACCUAGUGGGCAUCUCUUUCCCCAACAGUGAAACCAGUGGCCCCAAAGUGCCGAGUGCCCCAGUCAGUGCCCGUGGGUAAAUCUGCUACUCUCCACUGCCAGGAAAAGGAAGGCUUCCCCGAACCAACUUACAAAUGGUACCGUAAUGGUGAAACUUUGCCUCUUGACUCCAAAGCCAGCUCCAAAUUCCAGAAUUCCUCCUUCACUGUGAACACAAAAACGGGCACGUUGGUAAGUCUCACGCGGAAGGCAGGCAGGCAGAGGAAGGGUGGAUUGUCCUAUCUUUUGGGCAGCAUGUUGGAUUGGAUCAGGGUUAGCCAAUGUUGGUGCCCUCCAGAUGUUGUGAACCAAAAGUCCUGUCGGCCCUAUCAAGCACGGUCAGUGGCCAAGGAUUAUGGGAGUUGUAGUUCAGCAACAUCUGAAGGGGCACAGUUUAGCCACCCCUGAAUUGGAUGGUCUUCUGUUCACCCCUAACUAUAAUGCUAUUAGCCUGUUCAGACAUUCACUGAAAUGGAAAUUUUCAGUGAGGAGUGGGGACAUACGGGCAUCCCCCUGGACUUAACCGUCCAGGGGUCCUUCACCUUCACCUUUACCUUUACCUUUACCUAUGAUGCUCACAAUGUCACAAGCUGAUGUGCAUAAAUGUGUACCCAGACAUACCUGAUUUGCAGAAUCUUUUUUUUUCUUGGAAAAUGAGUUUCAGAGGGACUGUUUAAUUAACUUAUUUAUUAAACUUAAUAGUUGCUUCUCACCCCAAGGUCUCCAAGCGACAACCACCCACAAUACCAUAAGGGAAGGGAAGAAUGGGGGGGGGGGUGGAUUGUACAAUACAUCAUCAAUAUAUUGCCUACUGUUAACAUUUAUGAAAGAACACACCUACCAUACAAACUACGCUCAGAUAAUAAACAAACAAUGCUCUGACCCACUAAUUAGCAGAUAAAACAACUGUUUUGUUCCCCUUUUAACGUCCUGCUCCACCCAAAAGGCUGGUUUCAGGCCAGCUAUUGCAAAUCAGCUGUGGGUGGGUCCAGCAUCCUCCUCCAGGGAUACUCCAACUCCACUCCCUUCAGAGGAGAGCUGUAGCAAAGCAAAGCAGGAAGAUGGUAGCAACUCAUUUUCCUGCUUUGCAGUUGGUCUGGCUUAAGUUUUUGCUUGUUUAAUGAUGUCUGUGCUGGGUAUGUGCACCUGCUUUCUCAUAUAAGGGAUGGGAAGUUUGUACAUUUAUGACUGAUGGUUCACGGUUGAAAACAGUCUGCUUCUCUAUGCCUGGUGACAGAAACUUGAGGCCAAGCGGGGUUGUUGUUUUAACCAACCAUCUGGCCUUGAACACUUAGAUCUUUCCCCACAAUAUUUUUUUUAAAAAUCACAAAAAAUUGGGCAGCCAGCCAUUUUAAUAGCGCCCCUUCAUGCAUUUUAGAGGCACCUAAGUUUGUCCUAUAAAUCCAAAAUACAUUUUUACCAGGCACUUUAUUGCAUAACGUGUCAUUUGAGCGUGCAAGGGAGCACAGAAGUUUCAAAUCCAGAGGCAAAUUAGUAUCAUUAAUAAGAAAUAUGCUUAUUCUUAAGAAACCAGCUCAUUUCAAGCGCAAAACCUAAAAUAUAUUAUUUCUCGGUGGCUGCAAAUUCAUUUCUGACUGAAUGAUGGUAUAUGGUGUUGCCGCCCACCUUUUUGGGAUGGUAGUUAAGAACUUUAGAAAUAGCACAAAUUGCUAGAUUAACAGAUGCUGGGGGGGGGGGAGAUUAUUUCUGUAGAGUUUUUUCCUUUUUCCAGAAAUUUACCUUUUUAAUGCGUACCAGAACGCAUAUUAUAAUGCUGCAAGACUGGGUGCUGUUAUAUUUUAUGUAGAAUACUCAUUCAGAAAUUAAAAAGAAAAGAAAAUUUGUUUCUAAAAGAAAGCUCUUUGUACUAAUGGCUUAUUCUUACGGUUUAGGUCAGCCUUUCACAGACUGGUACCCUCCAGAUGUUGUUGCACUCAGGCCCUUUCAGCUCUACCCAGCCUGGCCAAAGAACCAUAUAGGCACUCAAGUUGCUGCUUUGAUGGCUGUCACUCAGAGCAGUGUUUCACUUUUGGAGUAGGGUCGUAUCUCAGUGGUAGAGCAUCUGUUUUGCAUGUGGGAGGCACCAGGUUCAAGCCCUGGCAUCUCCAGGUAGCGCUGUCUGAAACACUGGAGAGAUGCUGCUGGUCAGUGUAGACAAUACAGAGCUAAGUGGACUAGGGGCAUGAAUCAGUAUAAGGCAACUUCCUGUGUUCCUAGUGGGAGCUGGUGAUGCCAAGCUGGCCAAACCUUAGCAAUAAUGGCUGAUAUACAACUCAUCACACUUGGGGUCUGGAGGGAACUGGCAGGGCAUUGCCUUGGUGGCUCAUAGUGAACCUUUAUCUAGUCCAGUAUUCUGCCUCAAACAAUGAGGACUCCCUGCUCCAGCAGAUGCUUUGUGAAAGCUCACAGACAGGAUGGCAAAGACCACCUUUCCUCCUCUGUUAUUUGUCCCCAGCAUCCUGGUAUUCCUAGGUAGACUGCCUCUGAGCCUGGAGGCUCCAUUAGGCUAUCAUAAUAGCUAAACGAUAGUCCUUCCCUCCACUAGUUUGGCCAGUCCUUUUAUUUGUAAGCCAUCUAUGAUCAACCUAUUACCUCAUUUUGUGGCAGCGACUCCCAUAAGUUAAUUGUGCAUCAAAUAAAGGAGAGAAAGAUUUCCUUAAUGCUUGCCUGUUUCAUUGCGUUACUCUUGAGUUUCAGUCACUAACAAGAGAGGAAAAAAUGCCCUCCCUGCCGGCAUUCAUUUUCUCCAUUUUACUAAUUGAUGCUAUAACCCCACUAGCAUUUGUAGCGGAGCACCUUUUUCCCAACGUCGCACACGAAGAGAGCGAAGGAGCUGCCAGCCUCUCUUUGAUCUUUCCCUCCUUAAAAUGUUCAGUAGUUCUUCCAAGUGCUAAAUAUAGAUACAAAACGUAGGAGACACUUCUGUCCCUUCAGCAGGCACUCACGAUGUCCUCUGCCAGCCUCAAUUUACACUUUGGCAAGAGAGGGCUUCCUCAGCAGUUUUCUGCCAGGGGAGAACCAGUUGCUGGUUCGUUCCUGGACCACCGGCCUAGCACAGCACGGGGAAUGCUUCCAUUAUUCAUAUCAAGUAGAGACAGUCAAAGUGCCAGGUCAUUUCUGGGGCUCCCUGCAUUCCAUGGACCUAGCAGGCUGGGGGUAUGUUCUGCAUUCCCAGCAGAUCGGCUUUUUAUGCUCUCGCUCUCAGCCCCAUCAAUUUUUAUAAUGGUGAACUUGAGUGGCCACUGAGAAGCAGGAGGGAGGCAUCACCAGCAAGGCUCUGUGGAACCCAGAGGUAUCCAGAAAUACAAAAACUGGGGAAAGCAUUUGACUGAUGACUAAGCAUGGUCAGUAGCCCUGGAGUGUUCGCCUGUCAAUUGGAAAAGAAAACCAGCUGUUGGAAAUGGAAUGGAAUGCCUUGGAAAGGGGGUACAGCUCAAUGUCUGGAUCCCUGAAAAUGAAUGCUCCCAUUAGGAGGAAGGGUACACACUGCCACUUUCUGUUUCGGGCCCCGCUUGUAGCUUCUAAUUCUCUAGGUAGAGUUCAGAGCCAGUUUACACAUUCAGGGGGGGAAAGGCAUGUGGUGCAGACAUCUGGGACCGUGCCAUUUCAGAAUGCAGAUGGGGGGAGGGAUAUUAUAGGUAUUACUCUGUCAUCCAUAGGCAUGCCUUGUGCUUUACAAAACACAAGAGGACAGCCCCUCCUGGUAUAUAAUUCAGUGCAGUGGGGAGAUGAGAGGAAGGAAAUGGAGGCAAAGGAAAUGGGAGGGGUAUGCAUUUAUUUCAUGCUCUUCAUGUAGAAAAUGUCCCUGUAUGCAGAAAGCAUGCUAGGCUUAAACCUUCCUCUCUCUUAAGCGCUGCUUUUUCUACACGCAGGGAGUUUUUUUGAUGGAAGGAGCCUUCAAAUAUGUGACCUCCCCCCUCCAACCACCCCCACCCCAUUCUGAAAGGGUACAGUCUCACAGAAUGUACUGUACAAGAAACACACUGAGUGCUUGGGGAAAGCUUUCAUAAAUACCACCUAUUACUGGGAAUCACAACUUGUAUUUGUGCAGGUCUUCAGCGAAGUGCAAAAAGGAGACACGGGCCGUUACACCUGUAGAGCGACGAAUGCCGUGGGUGAUGCCUGGUGCGAGGAGAUGGAGAUGGAAGUCUGUGAGUCUAGGAAGUGGGGCAGGGGUGUUUUUUUGCUGAUGUUCAGGAUGCAUUCUUUCCCCCGCAAACAGGGAGGGGCUGGAUGUUCAUGGCUGUCUUUUCUCCUCCAGAUGACCUUAACAUUGCUGGGAUUGUUGGAGGGGUCAUGGUGGUCAUUGCUGUCCUAUUGCUGACUACGGUGGGAAUCUGCUGCGCAUACAGGAAGGGAUUAUUUGUGAACAACAAGCAAAAUGGAAAUAGGUAAGCCUAAGCAACUGAUUCCUCAUCUCACUGCUUUCCCCCCAGGUGAUUUUCUCUCAGCAGAGGGAGCGAAAGACCAUGUGAUUAAAGCCAAUCUGCAUGCACACAUGGGACUGGGUUGCAUGUAAGGCCAACUGCUUUAAAGAGCAAAUGCCUCAAAUCUGGUGCAAUGAACUGAGCGCUCAUUACACAAGGUAAAAGAAUUCUAACAAAGGGGCACUCUCAAUGGCUGCAGGACAGUCAGCUCACAUAGGCAGCUGCCUUCCGACAGAAGCACAAGCAAUGGCCUACUCUCCCUACUUUGAAUGGAGAGAAACAUUAAAGGAAGCAGUCCUUGGUGAUAUUGCUACAGUGGUACCUCUGAUUGUGAACAGGAUCUGUUCCGGAGGCACGUUCGCAACAUGAAAAGAGUGCAGCCCGCAGCGGCGUGUCUGCGCAUGCACGGGUUGCGAUUCACUGCUUCUGCGCAUGCGCGUGACGUCAUUUUGCAUUUCUGCGCAUGCGCAAGCAGUGAAACCCAGAAGUAACCCUUUCUGGUACUUCUGGGUCGCCACGGGACGUAACCAGAAAGAACGUAACAUGAGGUAUGACUGUACAGUGGUACCUCAGGUUAAGUACUUAAUUCGUUCCGGAGGUCCGUUCUUAACCUGAAACUGUUCUUAACCUGAAGCACCACUUUAGCUAAUUGGGCCUCCCGCUGCCGCCACGCCACCGGAGCACGAUUUCUGUUCUCAUCCUGAAGCAAAGUUCUUAACCCGAGAUACUAUUUCUGGGUUAGCGCAGUCUGUAACCUGAAGCGUAUGUAACCUGAAGUGUAUGUAACCCGAGGUACCACUGUAUUUCAAAGUGUGGGAGGGAUGACAAGUCAGUGGCAAUGUGUGUGUUCUUCUGCAUGCAGGAAGUCUCAGGUCCAGUUCAAAGAAUCUCUAGUUUAAAAAGAUCUGUUUGCCAGCUGAUGGGAAAGGUCUCUUUCUAUUUGAGAACCCUGGGGAGACACUGCCAGCCAGAGCUGGCAAUACUAGGUUAGGUGGACAAGUUGUCUGACCUGUGAUGAAGCAUCUCCCUGUGAAGACAGUGCCAGCCUUGUUCUUUGGGUGGGUGUUCACAUUCCCUCAUCAAAAGAAAUGGGGGUGAUGGUGAUUUUCGAAGCUGGGGGAUAAGCUCUGACUGUAGCAGAUUUGCCCAUCCUGAGAGAACCAGGGCUUCUGGAAUGCUGCAGGUCAGGAUGGGAGCACACAAGUGAAAUAAGGCAGGAUGGAGAUGCAGGGCCCAUUCUCAACAGGGCCCCUGUGCCCUUUAAUCUAUGCCUGUGCAGUUUUGCAUCAUGGCUUCUGAACACAGGAGUUUUAACUUACUGGCACUGGGCAGAAACCUUGUGCUCAGACGCCUGACUUCAUUUCUGUCAUCUGGUGCUCAACUUUCCCGUUACUGCAUCUGCUGGGUGACGUGAAAUGAGGCAACUUUCCUGCGACCAGCUGCAGUAGUGAGUGAGCCCAAAGGGAGCAGAUGGCUUAAAAUUAGUCACAACAGGAAAUGACACCCGAGGAAAAGGAAGACCCCGGGGCAGUGACCGGAGAAAGAUAACGUUGUUCCCAUCUUAAUUUGUUAAAACUGACUCAGGCUUCCGAGCUGCCGGGGCUUAGGAGUUGGAGAUCACCCUUGCUCUUAGAGCAGCCGUUGAAGUGCUCCAGCUUGGGUAUAUCUUCAGUUCGAUGUUUCUGUUUAAUCGCAGAGCAUAUACAUAACACAAAGAGCAGGAAGUGUGUGUUAUUUGGUUUUAUAUAAUCAAUACUAAGACAGAAACAAACCCUUCUAAACUCUCGAAAAAGUUGCUUUCCCCAGCUGUUCUCCCAUGAUGCAGCAGGUCUGCUGAGCGUGAGGUACAAAUGAGCCCACUGUGCAGAGCACACAGCUCAGCAGGGCUGUUCUUGGGUCAGGGAGCAUUUUCUCCUAGCCAAAUGCCAAGCUACCAAACCACCAAGUUCUGCCUGAAAGGCGGGUUAGUGCCCACAGCUUUCUUUCUCCUUCCCGUCCCUCCCAACUUCACUCCUGUCGGCAUUUUGUCUUGCCUUCUCCUUGGACUCCUUUAGUAUUGCUCCAAAUGGGCAUUCUCAGAAUUCAUGUCUGCUUAUUUCAGUGCAAUGGAAAGAAACUUUGGCCCUUUCGAUUUGCCAUUAUGGGGAAACCUUUUUGGACCUCCUGGCUUUUAAGAGUUCAAGCUGCAGGUACAGAGCACGGUGCGUCCUUUCUGAGCCCCAGACCAGCCUAUGCAUUUUACCCUGCAGUUUUGUAAUGUUCCCUGCGAUCUCUUCUAAAUAAAUACAUAGGUAAAAUCAUGUGAGGGAGCACACACACAGUCCUCCCAGCAACAGAUGCUUGAAAACCAGUGAUCUAACUAAGAGCCUUCUUUCCGCGCCGCGAGUAAAUUGUGUAUUCCUUGUUUCCAGCUACAAGACUCCAGCGAAGCCAGACGGUGUGAACUACAUCCGCACAAAUGAAGAGGUAAGAAGGUCCCCCGGGGCCCAAAGUCAAUAGAUAAAUUUGAAAUAGGUUAGAUCUCAGGGCGAUGCAUUCACUGCGGCGUUUGAGAUGAGCCAGGGGAGGCAGCUCCAAAUAGUGGAUAGACGUUGGUGCUGACUUUGGACGUUGAAGCUUCUUGGUUCAAUGCUGCUUUUAUAUAUAUUUAAAAGGCACCCUCUCCCAUAAUGCUCAUUUAAUAAUUAGGGCAGAGUUCCAGGGCUAUGUGCCCUCUGGAUAAACAAAUUCUAUGUUUCUAUGAAUUCAACUGCUGGACUGGGAAAAGAUGGGUUCUGUGACCUGUGUAAAUUAAGAAAAAUUGACCUGAUUUGCAUAUUUGUUUCUUAUUUAUAAAUUAUGUGUUUAAUUCCCCCCAGCCCAGUUUUGCUUGAAGUUUUCAGCCUUUGCUAGUAGUGGGUGAGAGAAGGCAAUGAGCUGCUUUCCUCCAGAGUUGUAUAGAUUAAAUAAUUAUAUCCCAAAUUAUUUUAUUUGCACAAGGUGUACAGGUUCAUUGCAUGCAACUUUGGGCUUUUUAAGUGCAGAAUAGAUGUGAAUCCGGGCUUCCCUUCGAAGUGCAAUUAUUUAGCUUCACAAGGCAGAACAAAGCACCUUGAAAGUUAAAUGGAGGAAGCCAGGUCUCUGCCCCAAGCAGCUUUCAACGGUAGGGGAGCCGACAACAGAAAGGGAGGAAUGAGUAAAGGGAGGCAAGAAAGGGAGGAAUGUGAGCGAGUGCCGUUAGCAAGCACCCUUCCUGCCCAUGCGCGGCUUGAUCUGCUUGCCACUUUCCCAUCCUGUCUGACCUUCUCAGGCCGGUGAGAGAAACAAAAUAUCUACCCUGCAGCAGAAACACGCAGGUGGCUGCUUUAAGGAGCCCUGGGGUCAUUCAGAACCACAAGCUAAAGGGUGAGCUGCAGCCGCCUUUGUAUGACUCCACCUAUAGGAAGAGGCCAGGGAAGUCUCAGGAGAUUGUGUUGGUUGGAGCACUACAUGUGGCAGGUGUGAGUGGGAGGCCGAGGAGGAGGAAGAACAGAGUGCUGCUUUCUUGACUCCAUCGCCUCCAUUCUGAAGCCACACGGACCGAAGGGAUGUGUGGAAAACCCAGAACCCCUCGUAAGUCUUAAGUGUAGGAUACAAAAAUGGCCUAUAAUGACUCCGUUUCAUAGAAUGACUUUGCUUUAAUUUAGGCUGGGGCAAGCAGUUGCAGGAGGUGUACCCUAUAGAACUUCUAUACCCCCCCCACCUGAAAACCUUUCUUGUUUCUCCAUUCCAGGGUGACUUCAGGCACAAGUCGUCAUUUGUGAUAUGAAAUGGCAGAAGAAAUCUGGAUUUUGCCCAUCAGCAAGAAUGGAAUAUGGAUAGAUCCUCCUUCUGGAACUCUUUAUGAAAGAGCAGAUAACAAACGGCGUGUGCAUGGAUGCGCUUUAGAGGAAAACUGAACAAAUCACCCAUGCACACAAACACACACACACGUGUGCAUACCUGAUUUUUAUUUUUUGGCCAAAGUCAAGCGAUGAUUUCUUUCUUUCUUUUUAAAAAUAACCAAACCAAUCUCUUCUUCCCUGGAAAGUGCCAUGUAGAUCAGCACAGUCCAGACCCUGUGGACAAGGAGAGGACCUUUGGCAGGAGAAAAAACGAUUCCCUAAAAGUAUCCAUGGGACCACGUUCCUCCAUCAUUCCUCCAUGCCACUGGAGGCUGUGGAGCUGCCUCCUGCCAGCGUUUUACAGAUUGCCAGGCUACCAGCACUUAAAAGGGGAAAUCUUAGAAAUGGGCUUACACUACUUCCUUUUCCAUUUCUUCUCUCUCUCGUUUUUAAUUCUCAGAAGUGUUAACAAUGGCAGUAGAACGAAAUUCUGCCUAGAGAGAUCAGAAAGGCCCUACUGGCCAGCUAAGCAUCUGGUGACCUGAUGCUUUGAGUUGGAAUCCUGCACUCUCACAGCAGCUGCGUUGAAAAGCACAGAAGCAGUGUGUGCUUUCGUUUUCCUAAAGUGCAAAUAACGGAAACAGCAGACACUUCCAGAGCCCCCCAGAAACUAUGUUGCUGCCAGCCAAUUGCUGUAAUUCUUGCCAACGGUGUCCGCUUAUUAAACAUGCACACAAGGCACCAAUCAACACAUGGAGAUGGCAGGAAUUCCAGGAUGGUGCCAUAGGAUGCAGUUCCCAUGACAACACACACUGCACAAAUAGGAUGCCAUGAGCCUUCUGCCAUCAAAGCAUCCUAGGGCUUAGGAGGCUACCAUAGUCUUUAUUGAUGUCUUUUGUGCACCAUGCCCUUUCACAAAAGUACUCUAAGCGUGGGGGCGGCACCCUCUCACGAGUCUAGAUAUAUACAAGCCACAUUCCUUGCUGAGGCUUAUAUGCUCUUGACACUCUGCUGUGAUUUUCUUCUGAGUCAGUUGCAAUCCUCCAUUGUGUCUAGGAACAGUGAGGAAGUAAGUGGGACAGCAAUUCCCUUCUCCCCACUGAGUGUUCGUUAAGGUAUGACAAAGUAUUUCAUUGUCAUAACUUUUUGCUGGCGGAGAAGGCAGAUUAAGAGGGUGGGAUUUGGUCUAGGAUAGCCAUUCCUCUGAUCCUACACUGUCUCUGGCUCACGCCUCCCCACCUUGUAGUUGACAGUUGUCAUGCCAUCACCACACUUCACUAUAACAGCUUAAUUUGGGCUUAGGUGAUGGACAUCAGAUUGUAGUUCUGGCAGUUAACCUCUGUAUCAGCAAUGACAGAACUAAGUGAAUGAUUCUCACAUUGAAAAAUAGCAUGCCGUCGGGAAGGUUAGGCGAAAAUCCUUCUUGCUGACAUUCUAGUUUUCUCUGUGUGGGGUGUUUUAUUCUGUAUAGUGGAGCAUCUGGUCAUGUGAGCCACCCCUACCUGUAUUAGGAAGUGGUACCACAUAGGUGAACCACCUCGCCUUGGAGUUAUCCAGGUGUUAAGGGUUUUCUUGGUGAUGCUGCCUUCAGCCAGCCAGUGUAACUUGUGGAUUCAAUUAUCACGUUGUUAGAAAGACUGGGAUUUGGAGGGUGGUGCUGGCAAAAAAUAUAUAUAUUUGUGUGUUUGUGUGAAUCUGCUUUAACUGCUUGGGAGGAUUCUUUGGUCAUUCCAUCUUUUUUAUUAUUCAGUAGGCUGAUCAGACGGUGCAUGGUCAGCUCAGCCUUGUCAGUUUCCAGUGCCACAAGUUGGUUGUGUCAUCCUGCUCCUCCACCGCCACCCCCCGUUUGGCGUCUCCAAAUUGAGGUUUUGCCCACAGCGAAAUUCCCAAGAAACCCACAUGAAGCAGGAUAGAGUGGGACAGAGAACCUUUGCCGAAUUUUCCAUUCAAUGUCUCCGCAAUGUUUCAGCCAUGUUCAGGCCAGCGUGAGAACAUUUCUUCCUCAUUUUACAUCAAAACGCCCCCUGUGCGCAUACAGCACCUAAUUCCGCUAAUCUGCAUUGAGCAAUCUUGCCUGUUGUGCACCCCUUUCCAUGCCAGUCAAAGCAAACAGGUGCUUCCCUGGACAGGUAAGCGCAAAAGCCAAACCUUCUGUGCAGCAGGGCUGAAAUUCCAACAUGGUACCAAGACUGACGGCAAAGCUUUUCUACCGUUCCUCCUUUUGUAGAAUUCCGCAUUCUAAAGUUUUUGCAAAGAUAUAUUUUGAUUACUUAAAAAAAAAAGUGGUUAAUGUUUCUAUUUAAAAUGUAAAUAGGUUGGUAGGCCAAACAGUGUUUAAGUAAUAAUGUAGCUUUUUUGAAAAAAGCUUCUUAGGUUUUGUUUAAUGACAGGUGGGAGAUCCUGUGCUGAUUCAAACCAUAUCAGUAUUGUUAACAGAGCACAGAAAACUGUAGAAGACAAGGAAAGUGGGCAGCUUGUUCUCUUCCUGUUUCCCUUUAUUUGGGGUUGGGGGUGGUUGGGGAAUAAGACAUCUUGUAAUCUGCAGGAAUAAUUGCUUUUAUCUCUCAGUAUUUCUGCUCUUCCUGCAGCAACAAAAUGGACCAGGAUGGAAGGAACUGUACAAUUAGUUGCAGGAAGGGAAGUGUUUUAUCAGAUGGCAGCCUUCUGAUGCGUCACGCCGAACGGACAGGUUUGUGGUAGAAUGUGGCGUUAGAAGGAAAAGCCCCAAAUGUGGGCAAGACCUUUGGCACACCCAGGGCAGCUGUAACCCUUUGGAUGUUCCCAUUGAAUCCUGGACAGACGUAAAAGCAAAAGAAGAGGAGGAGUUGCCAAAUGAAUCUUGUUAAGUUUUAAGAAGGCUAAAGCCGCCUCCCUCUUAAUCUCAUGUGAUUCAUUCAGUUUCAACUCGAAAAAACUUGGGUCACAAAUUAGAAAAGGAGGUUGAUUGAGAAAGUACACAGGGUCCCCCCCUUUUUUUAGUAGUAAUGAUGGGGGCUGCCAAUACAUCUAGCUAUAAACUGAUAAUUCCGAGUUUCUUGCCAUGUUUUAUUCCGCCGUCUGGAAGGGUGCUGUGGGGCCAGUCAUUGUGCUGCAAGAACAAUUUCCUGCCGUGGGAUGGGGGUGGGGAAGAGGGGCAAGCGUGUGUUUCUUCUUUUUUAAAAAAGCAUAGCGUACUUUUGCAGCAAUGGUGUUUUUCAACUACCAAUUUUAUGGUCUUAACUUUGGAUGCAGACAGUAUUUUAUAUUAUUAUUGCAUUUUUUGAUUUUUUUUGGACUGUUUUGUGUUUCCUUUGUUCAUGGUCUGUAUUAAUCUGCCUUGGAAUAUCCAAAACAGCGAGUGGAUUUUUCUUUUUUUUUCUCUUGGAGUGUGUGUGUGUUUAAAGAGAGUUUGGAGAUGUCAUUGAUGUGUUUCGUUUCUUUGCAGGGGCCCAGAUCCCUCCCCUCUCUUUUCCAGCUAAGGUGGCAACAAUAAAGGGGAAGCUGUACCAGGGCAUUUCACUGCCGCUAUCUUGUUUUGAUUUAACCAUGGCUACCUCUAAGAGGCAUUCAACCAAAGCAUAAUUUUCUUCCACUGCCGAAAUGCUUCCCCCCUCUAAACCUCAGUGAUAGAAUAGGGUUGCCUUCAGAAUCAAAACAGCUCUCCUUUCCACUUUUGUUUGUUCAUUGUGCUGCUUGGCAGAGAGCAGAGCAAAGGCUUGCAGUAUUAUAAUUUAUUAGAAGGAAUUGAAAUGAAGGGCUAGCAGCACCACCCACCUUUGAGACAUGUCUGCACGACUCAAGCCCAUCUGGGAUUAGCAGUCAUGAUUUGCAGGCUGGGAAAAUGGUAGUUCUGCAAGAGGGAUAAGGUCUUAGCACAGGGAUGGGGAGCCAGUCGGGUCCUCCUGAUUCUGUUGGAUUCUAGCUCCUUUUAGCUCCAGCCAACAUGGCAAAGAGUCAAGGAUGAUGGGAUUUGGAGUCCCAACAGCAUCUGGAGGACUACAGUUUCUCUCCAGCCCCAAGCAGAAAUAUAGUCCAUCCCCUUUGCAAAGCUGCCACUGUAGGAUAUUGGGUAGCUGGUGCCUAGGUAUAAGGGGAACAUGGAGGUUUGGUUCUCAGUAGGCUUGGGAGCAGGGAGAGGACUCUGUUAAACAGCAAGCUGGGGGAUUCAGUGUGUGCUAUCAGGGCACCUGGCUAAGGCUGAAUUGGUCUUGGGUUCAGUUCUUUCAGCGCUGCCACUUUGCACACAAAGUUGCAGAAUUUUGGAUGGUGCAGUUAUAAGAAUGCAGUUGGAGAAACCAUUUUUGAAUGGUCCUCUGUGGCUUAAAAAAAACAACAAGCCACCACCACUAGAGAUAACAAAGUCUCAAUUAAGGAGGAAAACAAUGCAGUUUGGUAUACGGAGUUAACUUUUCACUUAGGAAAGUGGUUUUUUCCUUUUAAAUAAGUGAAUGAAUUUUUCACUUAUACUCUGAAAUGCUACUGUCCAUCCUACCACCUCUCAGGACCAUACUGUCCCAUUCUGCAGCAGGUGACCAUGCAGCCCCGUAUCAUGCAAAAGGAGGGGGUAGAGUGGGGGAGCAUACCACUUCAACCUGCAGGUGGUGAGGGGGUCAUUUUUUGAAUGCUCUACACACCAAGCAUGCAAUAAUUUAGCACUUAAGGAAGAAACUGUUCAUACGGUCAUUUCCUCGAGAUGCUUCCUUUAUAAGCAUGCACUGUGUUUUAGAUGGAAGACUGUUUAAAAAUGUGACCCUGCUAGCUGCAGUCUAAAGUGGCACAAGCCUGCCUUUUUACCACCAUAAUCUGCUCUUAUAUAGGAGUUGGCUGUGGUUGUUGCCUUCAAUGAAGUGUUCUUCCAAAAGGUGAAAAGGGAGAAAGACCUAGAUAGGAGGGAACGAUUAUUCAUCUCCUUUUUAUUUAUACCAUGGGAGUAUCUUAGAUUGAAGUCAUAUCAGUAGAUCCAGUUUUGUCACAUAGAUGGGUGCUUGAAAGGCUGAUUCCUCAUUUUACUUGGAUACUCCACCCCCGAAGAACAUGACUAUUCUGGGUUCAGAAAUGUACCAGUGGCAUCUCUUCCCAGGUCAGGGGUGUCCGCCCUUGAAAUAGCUUCACAGAAUUCAUUGUAAAUAUUUGACAAGUUUGUACUAAUGUGUUGCAUUUAACUUUGCCAAGAAUGUUUUACAUAAAUAUAAAAAGAAAAGGUG
Messenger RNA from Podarcis lilfordi (Lilford's wall lizard), 43102 nucleotides. The record is from the annotation of a GenBank genome assembly. Lineage: Eukaryota; Metazoa; Chordata; Lepidosauria; Squamata; Lacertidae.